Parnassius apollo (apollo) is the source of this 513-nucleotide messenger RNA. NCBI's taxonomy places the organism in Eukaryota, Metazoa, Arthropoda, Insecta, Lepidoptera, Papilionidae. The record is from the annotation of a GenBank genome assembly.
AUGGCUGAUCAAAUAUGUAAGGAAUGUAAUGACACAAUCAUUGAUAGAGAGUUUUUGAUUUGUUCCGACUGCGAUGAAUACUAUCAUUUGAAGUGUACAAAUAUUUCACCGAAAUUAUAUUAUUUAAAAAGUCCAAUUAAAAGAAGACGAUUCCAGUGUAAGUCAUGUGUAGAAAAAUUACAAGAUAAUGACUGCGUGCUAAAUCAGUCCUCACCUCUAACUGAGAGCUUAGAAACGGCUACCAGAAAUGUUACUACACGUAAGAAAAUAAUUACAAAUAAAGUAGCCUCUAAUUCAUUUGGCUCCUUAUCUGUUGAUGAGAACUUUGAAUACUCUUCCUUAACAUCAACUCCAACACACGUGGACAUAGGUGGAAGUAAUCUGACUGAUAAAAAUACCAAGGAUUGUAUAAGCAAAUUAAAUGAAAAAUUAUGUGAACUACAAAGAAAACUUGAUAAUGCAGACAAGGAGAUUGAAGACCUGAUAUCAGAAAACUAUAUAUUAAAAAAAUAA